AUGCCGGUGAUCCAGUUUGGUAGCACCCCUUUAACUUGUGACAUGAUUGCACAAUCAUUUGCCGAUGGUGCAAUCCCAGACUCAACUUUUAUCACAGGAUUUGUCAACUGUCUUAGCUAUGAUGAUUAUUGGAUCAGACCCGAGUGCCAUGGUUAUAGGAUUUUUUUUGAUGCUGACCUCUCAGCAAUUCUCAAUGUUGAGUGGCACAAAAGGGACAGCUCCGAACCCAAAUAUAGCCAGUUUGCUGCAGUGACAGCCAUCCAACGCUCUCUUCCUUUCACAGACUUGAAGAAGACAAAGAUGAUUCUUCUACCAGUUCUACAUCAGCACCAUUGGUCUGUUUAUUGCGUUAACUUUGGCCAAUCACGGAUUGAUGUGCUUGACUCAUUUUUGUACAAUCCUGAGUCUGACAACAAUUGGGACAAUUAUCAUUUGGAAUUUGGGAAAAAAAUCAUGCACCGACUAAGUGAUGCACUCUCCAUUGCUGCACCUCUCAAAUUUAAAUCAUUCAAGAACUGGAGACAUGUCCCGGUCAAGGUUCCCGUCCAGAAGGCCACGUCGGACAGUGCAUUCUUUGCCAUGAAGUUUCUCGAGUUCUAUGAUGGUGAUGGCCAUGGCUCACUACACACUAGCAUCGCUGCUGAACGAUCUAAAGAGUUGCGUGCUGAGACCUUGUACUACCUCACUUUUCAUAAGCAGAACAAGGUUGUGGCGCUGCCCGAUGAAAUCCUUCAGUACCGUCGAGAUGAUCAUCACCCUUUUUUCUAUUAGUUUUUUUUUGUUCAUUACAACCCUUUACUAUUUAAUUUUUAUUCUUUUGUAGCUGUGCAUAUUGUACAUUCUCAUGAUUCAUAUAUGAACUAAGCUUAGUUUUGUGACUGACAUGUGAAUACCUCAUUUGUCGAUAUAGAACAUAAGUAAAGCAAAAAUGCCAA
This is a messenger RNA of Setaria italica (foxtail millet), 935 nucleotides long. RefSeq lists its product as uncharacterized. Gene Ontology annotation, molecular function: cysteine-type peptidase activity. Gene Ontology annotation, biological process: proteolysis. The transcript has 4 exons. The record is from RefSeq and is a predicted model, not a curated record. NCBI's taxonomy places the organism in Eukaryota, Viridiplantae, Streptophyta, Magnoliopsida, Poales, Poaceae. Bases 1 to 771 code for a protein of 256 amino acids.